GAAAACCAAACAAAGCAGAGAGGACUGCAGGGAGACUAGAUUUCAGCCAUGGCAACCCUGAAGGAAAUCCUAACGCGCCGCCCAGUCGCGGCGACGAUCCGCCUCACCGUCCCGGCGGGCGGGGCCCGACCCGCACCUCCGGUGGGUCCGGCUCUAGGUCAAUACCGCCUGAACCUGAUGGCCUUCUGCAAAGACUUCAACGCCCGAACGCAGAAGUACAAACCCGACACUCCCAUGGCGGUGACCAUCACGGCGUUCAAGGACAACACUUUCGAGUUCACCGUCAAGUCGCCGUCGGUGACGUGGUAUUUGAAGAAGGCGGCGGGGAUUGAGUCCGGGAGCGGCCGGCCGGGGCACGCGGUGGCGUCGACGCUGUCGGUGAGGCACGUGUAUGAGAUUGCGAAGGUGAAGCAGUCGGAUCCGUACUGCCAGUAUAUGCCGUUGGAGUCGAUUUGCAAGUCGAUUAUUGGGACGGCGAACACCAUGGGGAUUCAGGUGGUGAAGGACUUGCAGUGAUGAUUUUGGAGGCCGGAAUUGCAAUCGGAAACCCUAGGUUUGUGUUGCUCGUUUCUUGGUUUGAAGAAAAAGAUUGUGUCUUUGUAAUAACUGAAUAGCUUAGCUUUGUUGCUGUGACAGUUGUAGUUUUUUGGAUUUGAAUGAGGAAAUGAGGAUGGAUUUGAUUUUCACUUUAA
This is a messenger RNA of Rosa chinensis, 692 nucleotides long. RefSeq names its product 54S ribosomal protein L19, mitochondrial. Gene Ontology annotation, biological process: translation. NCBI's taxonomy places the organism in Eukaryota, Viridiplantae, Streptophyta, Magnoliopsida, Rosales, Rosaceae. The record is from RefSeq and is a predicted model, not a curated record. The transcript has a single exon. Gene Ontology annotation, molecular function: structural constituent of ribosome; large ribosomal subunit rRNA binding. The coding region runs from base 49 to 516 and encodes 155 amino acids. Gene Ontology annotation, cellular component: ribosome; large ribosomal subunit.